UCAUCAUUAUGUUCUUAUCUCACUCAUGCGAUGGCGACUCUUGUUUCUUCUUCUUCCUCUUCCUUUUACAUUUCCUUAUUCUAUUUCUCAUUGUACCUGCAAUUGGCCUCUUCUACGUUGCAAGUAUCAGGUUACAUUUGGAGGUGAGGACAUACAUAUACAUAUAUUAUUAUUAUUAUUGUUACUAUUAUUAUUAGGUUAUAUGUAUAUAUGGCAAUGUGGGGUGGACACUCAAUGUUGUUAACCAAUGGGGAAGGCACAGGCACUCCCAAUGUACGUAUAAAAGCAGGCCUUACGGUUAGAGGUGAUUUAAGGUUUCACAGAACAGCAGGGUUUAAAUAUGGUCCUAGUGUGGUAGUGCUCAAAGUUUUUUCCACCGCCAAAAGGCCAACACGCUUGCGCUUGAUAAGACCUUAUUGCAGUUUGAGGGGACAACACAACCAAGGGAAAGGAUAUUCUUCUCUCACUUCUACACAAAAACCACGGCAACUGAUGUUGAAAUUCGAGGCAGAUCGAAUGCUUGUUUUUCUCAAAGAUUGGAGUAAUAUACGCAUCACGGCAGUAGCUGCCAUAUUGGUAUCCAUUUUAAUGAUCAUUCCACCAGCUGAUGCUGUUGAUGCUCUCAAAACUUGUGCUUGCUUGUUGAAGGAUUGCAGGAUAGAACUAGCUAAGUGUCUUUCAAACCCAUCUUGUGCGGCCAAUAUCGCUUGUCUUCAAACUUGCAACAAUAGACCUGAUGAAACCGAAUGCCAAAUUAAGUGUGGGGACCUGUUCGAAAAUAGUGUGGUUGAUGAAUUCAAUGAGUGUGCAGUCUCACGGAAGAAAUGUGUACCUAAGAAGUCUGAUGUGGGAGAAUUUCCUGCUCCAAAUCCUGAUGUCCUUGUUAAUAGCUUUAACAUUGCUGAUUUCAGUGGCAAGUGGUUCAUCACUAGUGGCUUGAAUCCUACCUUCGAUACCUUUGACUGCCAAUUACAUGAAUUUCACACAGAAUCCAACAAACUUGUGGGUAAUUUGUCAUGGAGAAUACGGACUCCAGAUGCUGGAUUUAUUACUAGGUCUGCUGAGCAGAGAUUUGUACAAGAUCCUUCCUAUCCUGGGAUCCUUUACAAUCAUGACAAUGAGUACCUUCACUAUCAAGAUGACUGGUAUAUUUUAUCAUCCAAGAUUGAGAAUAAGCCAGAUGACUACGUAUUUGUAUACUACCGAGGCAGAAAUGAUGCAUGGGAUGGUUAUGGAGGUGCUGUUAUAUACACAAGAAGUGCAGUUUUGCCUGAAUCUAUAGUUCCUGAACUUGAAAAAGCAGCUAAGAGUGUGGGAAGAGACUUUAGCACGUUCAUCAGGACAGAUAACACAUGCGGGCCAGAGCCUUCCCUGGUGGAAAGGCUGGAGAAAAAGGUAGAGGAAGGAGAAGAGACCAUUGUAAGGGAAGUUGAACAGUUAGAAGAAGAGGUGGAGAAGGUGGGGAAAACGGAGGCCACCUUGUUUCAGAAAUUGGCAGAAGGGUUCAAAGUAUUCCAAGAAGAUGAGGAGAAUUUCUUAAGAGGGUUAUCAAAAGAAGAAAUGGAGAUUCUUGAUGGGCUCAAAAUGGAAGCCGGUGAAGUAGAAAAGCUCUUUGGACGUGCCUUGCCGAUAAGGAAACUAAGAUAAGCCUGAGAACCAUGUCCAAGAUAACUUGACAUCAUAAUCUUUUUGAUCAUCUUAAAUUUAUCUUUGCUUUUAUUCAUUGACUAUAUAUAUUGCAUGGCUUUAGAAAUCUUUCCUCCCUAAUCAUUGCUUUUAUGCUGACAUACUAAUGAUUAUUCAAAUAUUACGUAACAGCUUUUAUCAAUUGUUGUAUAUAUAUUCAGAGUAUUGUAUUUGCAUAGGUUUAGAUGCCUGUGCUCUUUUUCAGUUGAAAAUAUUUGGAUUGGGAAUUCCGACAUGAGGAAUGCUGUA
Messenger RNA from Glycine soja, 1935 nucleotides. RefSeq names its product violaxanthin de-epoxidase, chloroplastic-like. The record is from RefSeq and is a predicted model, not a curated record. NCBI's taxonomy places the organism in Eukaryota, Viridiplantae, Streptophyta, Magnoliopsida, Fabales, Fabaceae. Gene Ontology annotation, molecular function: violaxanthin de-epoxidase activity. Gene Ontology annotation, biological process: xanthophyll cycle. The transcript is spliced from 6 exons. Bases 211 to 1647 code for a protein of 478 amino acids.